Molecule: messenger RNA, 1230 nt
Organism: Lagenorhynchus albirostris (white-beaked dolphin)
Lineage: Eukaryota; Metazoa; Chordata; Mammalia; Artiodactyla; Delphinidae
Gene: CLIC3
Product: chloride intracellular channel 3
Exons: 7
Source: RefSeq, a predicted model, not a curated record
AUGGCUGAGACCGCCAAGCCCGGCUGUUUGUCAAGCCCAGCCCUCCUGAAGGAAAAGCCCCUGGGGGGCGGGCACGUAGCAGGCAGGGAGCAGUGCCGAGGCCCGGUGGAGGCUGGGGUCAAUGCAGCAGAAGAGGGGCUGUGCCAGGCAGCCUCCGUGCCUAGAUCUGCCGACCCCAGUGAGGGGCUGCCAGGGCCUGGCCUCCUCCCACCCUUGAAGCCCGGGGCAGCGAGUGGGAGGCCGCGGGGCUCCUGGGUGUGCUCCCUGCUCCGACGCCCCUCUACACUUCCCGUCCAGGCGAGUGAGGACAGCGAGAGCGUGGGUCACCGCCCUUCUUGUCAGAGGCCCCACGACCCUGCUUCUCAAGGCGUGUCCUCCACACCCGCCACCGUGGACCCCGCAGCCGCUGGCGCCCUGCCUUGCGCCCACAGGUCCCCAGAUGUGCUGAAAGACCUUGCCCCGGGUUCGCAGCUGCCCGUCCUGCCGUAUGACGGCGACGCCAAAACGGACACGCUGCAGAUUGAGGAGUUUCUGGAGGAGACGCUGGGCCCCCCAGAAUGAGGAUUCCCCAGCCUAGCGCCCAGAUACAGGGAGUCCACCGCGGCGGGCAAUGACGUCUUUCACAAAUUCUCCGCCUUCAUCAAGAACCCGGUGCCCGCGCUGGACAAUGAUGAGGAGGCCCUGUACCAGCAUCUGCUGUGCGCCCUCGCCAAGCUGGACAGCUACCUGCGCGCGCCCCUGGAGCACGAGCUGGCGCGGGAGCCGCAGCUGCGCGAGUCACGCCACCGGUUUGUGGACGGCGACCCGCUCACGCUGGUCGAUUGCGGGCUGCUGCCCAAGCUGCACACCGUGAACGGGAGCACGGUGUGCGCGCACUUCCGCCAGGCGCCCAUCCCCUCUGAGUUGCGCGGCGUCCGCCGCUACGCGGACAACGCCCUGCAGGAGAAAGAGUUCAACUACACGUGUCCACACAGCGCCGAGAUCCUGGCGGCCUACCGGCCCGCCGUGCGCCCCCGCUAGCGCGCCCGCCUUCCCCGCCACCCGCCCGCUCCUCUGCAGCCCCAGAAAGGCACCUCUGCCUCAGUGAGCGGGUACGGACAUACGAGGACCAGAAGCCCCGCAAUUUCUGCCACCCCCAAACUCCCACCGUGAGACGCUCAGCUCCAGAUGACAGCCAGGAAGGACCGGCAAAGAACCCAGUGGGCGGCGUGCGGUCCAUACCCCCACUCC